This is a messenger RNA of Glossina fuscipes, 1413 nucleotides long. RefSeq names its product serine protease snake-like. Lineage: Eukaryota; Metazoa; Arthropoda; Insecta; Diptera; Glossinidae. Gene Ontology annotation, molecular function: serine-type endopeptidase activity. The record is from RefSeq and is a predicted model, not a curated record. The transcript is spliced from 8 exons. Gene Ontology annotation, biological process: proteolysis. Bases 70 to 1149 code for a protein of 359 amino acids.
UUUGAUUAUAUUUUAGUUGAAAAACCAUUCUCGCCUUUAGUGCACAACCAUCAAUCAAUAAGUUGCGUAAUGCAUUUUGUAAUAUUUCCCAUUAAAUUUGUAUUUAUUAUAAUUUUGACCGAAGGCUUAAUUCGAUCGUCUAAUGCGGAUGCCAUUGGAAUCCUGAGCGAUUGUGAUACGGGCCGCUUUCCUAGUUUAUGUGUUCCCCAUACCCUUUGUCAACGCAAUGAAAAUAUUACUCAUUUAAACGAUGAUAAAUGCGGACGCGACCCAAAUGGAACCCCUCAGGUUUGCUGUGCAAGGUCGAAUUUAUUAUUACGUUCUGUGGACGGGUUGCCCGCGAUGAGCAAGAAAAGUUUGACCGAACGAAUGUGCGAUGAAUACCAUAAACCGGGAGAAGCGGUAACUGAUGACGAAAAAGGCUUAACAAGAGAAUUUCCAUAUGCGUAUACAUUAGGAUGGAAAGUGGAAAACGAUCCGUAUAACAAAAUUCGAUACGCCUGUAUUGCUACUCUUGUCUCGGCCCGAUAUCUUGUUACGACCGCGAGUUGCUUGGAUGAUAACGAGGGCUUACCUUCUCUGGUGCGAGCGGCCGAUACAGAUCGUAUUAGCGCACGAGACUAUGAAAUUGCUGAAUGCAUCAAACAUCCUGAUUAUAAAUCAUCUUAUGCUGUUCUUAAGAUAAGUCGUUCUGAUAUAGCAUUAAUUAAACUGGUCAAGCCUAUAGCGCCUAGCCCUACAUCCGGAGUUCCAGCUUGUUUUUGGACAGGUGUCACUAUAGAAGAUCAGACUGAUGUAAUUGCUUUAGGUUAUCUGCCCACCUCUCUCGCUGGCUUUUCCGAAGAUUUGCUAAACGUAACUCUCAAAGUUCAUCAAAAAAAUGAAUGUGAAGAAGAUUACUCACCGCUAGAUCGCUUAUUUUUUUCACGUAAGAAAGGAGAAUACAAUGUUGUCUGUGCCGUAAAUCCAGACAAUCCAAGAGAUGCCUGCCAACAUCAUUUUGGUGGACCGUUAAUUGCAAUAAUCAAUGAAAUACCAUUUAUAGUAGGUAAUAGCCUUGGCUGUCUUCCAGGAAAGCCUGCUAUGUACUUCAUGAUCUCUAAAUAUAUUUCGUGGAUGGAGAGAUAUAUUUGGCCCGAUUAUUAUUAAAGCUUAAGAGUUGAAAAUGGAGUAACCCGCACGCAUACCAAUGUAAAGUCUAUGCGUGCGACUUCCUAAACCGAUGACAACAGCAGCCAAACAUAAAUAAAUAAAUGAUUUUUGAUAAGAGAAGUUGCAAAGCUAAAUUUCUGACUUCUGGUUGGGAACAUAGGGAAACAUUACAGUCUCUGCGCAAUUCCUUCCUGUUCCUUAUUUUUGAAAUGUAGUCGAGAGAUUAUCGGCAUGACAAACUCUUGCCUCCUCUCAAGCAAG